AUGUCUAAGGACGAAGCCCUGCCUUGUGAAGUGGUUAUCGAGCGUGAGAUUUAUGGGAUAUGCAGAACCAAGGACAGGAAGCGAAAUAAAUGGAAAAAAGAAGGUACAAUCUACGUUUUGACGAGCUUGAUCAAGGCCAGCGAAAAAGAGAUAGUUAGAACAGCCGGUUGUGGCUCAUGGAACGGAGGGACCGCUCUUGAACAAGUGGUGGACACGGACCAGGAUGAUAUCAGUGUGAUAGGGUACAAGAGGAUGUUGCGCUUUGAGAUUACGAACGAAUCGGGUGCAAUCGACGGGAGUGUGGAAAAAGGCCACUGGAUCAUGCAUGAGUACUCUCUACGUGAUGGUAAUACUAUGACUGCUGGGAAAGGCGAAUAUGUUCUUUGUAGGAUAAAAAGAGACGACUCAAAGAACACCAAGAUAUCUCCAAGGAGAGGAAAGAAUGUAGAGGCUGCCACACCAGUUGAUGACCUUAUAGUUCCGAAACCCAAGCGUGUUAGAACAGAGUUCGUGCAAGAGCAGAAGAUGGAAUGUGAUGCGGCACCAGAAACAGAAAGUUGGAUUGCCAUAUUGUUGCGGCACCAGAAACAGAAGUCGUUCCUUUCUCCAAAGAACUACUUGUGCAAGAAAUCUCCAAACUCAAGGUUUCAAGCCACAGCACAACGAUCACCGAUCUUUCCUGGAGAACGAGGAAUGGAGCUAGCAACAUCAAGAGCAAGAGAUUGCACAUUGUGUUGUAAGCAAUCUAAAUUUCAACAAGCUGCAGAUAUUAUUUAUUAUCAGUUUUACGAUUAUUCUAGACUGUGGAAUAGUCCAGUUGAAGCAAUUAAUCUUUUCCUUAAAGCUUUGGCGUCAGAACAAACUAUUCUCGAUGAAGUUACUUUUCUCUCAGCAUUAACCGCAGCUUCACAGUUGCAGCGGUUGGACUUUGCUCAACAGCUUCAUGCAUAUUUAAUGAAGAAUUCAGCGGUAUCACAUAUCAUGAUACUGAACGCAUUGAUUGCCUUGUAUUCGAGGUGCAAUUUGGUUGAUAUAUCCUUUCAAAUUUUCAGUAGAAUGUGCGAAAGAGAUGCUGUUUCUUGGAAUACCAUGGUUUCUGCUUUUGUGCAGAAUGGGUUGGACGAUGAGGGGUUGAUGCUUGUGCACAAGAUGCAACAGCAAGGGUUCACGAUUGAUUCUGUAGCUGUAACUGCUCUACUUUCAGCAGCAUCAAAUCUCAGGAACCUGGAAAUUGGGAAGCAAACCCAUGCUUAUAUUCUCAGGUAUGGCAUUGAAUUUGAAGGAAUGGAAAGUUAUUUGAUAGAUAUGUAUGCUAAAUCAGGUCUGAUUAAAUCUGCACAAGGAUUGUUUGAAAUGUGCUCCACAUAUGGUAAAGAUCUAGCUACAUGGAAUGCUAUGAUUGCUGGGAAUACCCAGAAUGGACAAAUUGAGCAAGCUUUCACCACCUUUAGGCAGAUGUUCGAGCAAAAUAUAGUACCUAAUGCAGCAACCAUAGCAUCGAUUCUUCCUGCCUGCCAGUCAGUGGGAAUAGUGUCUCUAGGCAAGCAACUCCAUGGCUUUGCCAUUCGCAACUGUUUGGACCAUAAUGUCUUUGUGGGCUCUGGUCAAAAACAUUCCUAGCAAGAUCAAGGCAACCAAGCUCAGCAUACAUGAAAAUUGCCGAACUCAACCCAAACGGAUCAUUAGCAUACUUGCUUCCCAAUUUAAGAAGGAAACCGUAGAGCAAAUUUGCUCUCCUAACGCUCCCCAUCCUCGAAACGGCCGGAAAAACAUUGACAAAACUCACAACAGUCACUUUUAUUCCAAUUUUCAUCAUCAUCCAAAAACUCAUAAAUGCCUCUUCAA
Molecule: messenger RNA, 1845 nt
Organism: Rhododendron vialii
Lineage: Eukaryota; Viridiplantae; Streptophyta; Magnoliopsida; Ericales; Ericaceae
Product: pentatricopeptide repeat-containing protein At5g16860-like
Exons: 6
Coding region: 1-1620 (539 amino acids)
Biological process (GO): RNA modification; regulation of DNA-templated transcription
Cellular component (GO): intracellular membrane-bounded organelle
Molecular function (GO): RNA binding; DNA binding; protein binding
Source: RefSeq, a predicted model, not a curated record